AUCGUAUCGUCUCGUGGCUGGGGCUGAUGAGGGGUGGUGCACUGGGAAACACACCCCGGGAUGUCGCCAAGUCACUCUAUUACUCUAUACGCUUACAAGUUACUCCUACCUAGUACUCGCUCUGACAAUUUAUAUCCAGUUUUCUAUUCCGCUUGUUCCUCUCAUUCUUCACGCGAAACAGUAUCGCCGAGCAGCCUUGAAGAUGAAGUUCGCAGCAACAGAAGACUUCUACCUCUUUGGCUACGGAUCUCUGAUAUGGAAGCCACCGCCGGACUACGACUACAAGAUGCCCGGCUACAUCAAAGACUACGUUCGACGAUUCUGGCAGGUACUUGAGGACCACAGAGGAACUCCGGAAGCACCUGGGCGUGUGGUGACACUCGUUGAGCGGAGCGUCUGGGAGACGCUUGGUGACCAUCACGGCGCCGACGAGGAGGUUUGGGGAAUGGCGUACCGCAUUCCGAAGGAUAAGGUCGAGAGCGUCAAGGAAUACCUCGAUAUCAGAGAGAUCAAUGGUUACUCGAUUCACUACGUGGACGUCUACCACACCGAUGAACACCUCCCUCCGAUCAAGGCGCUCGUAUACAUCGGCACCCCAGAGAACCCCCAGUUCGCGGCCCGCAACGGCGUACCAGGCGAGAGUGAGCUUGCCAAGCACAUCUUCGACUCAUGUGGCCCCUCCGGCGAGAACAAAGAAUAUCUCUACCAGCUGAACCACUCGCUCGAGGAGCUUUGUCCAGAGUCGAAGGACAACCACGUGCGGAGCCUUUUCCGGCAGGUAUGUCUCCUGGAGGCGGAAGCUAGACUCAAUGGUGUCGACCAUUCGGAGGAUGAACAGCCGGUGGUGCCUAGCCAUCAUCCGGCCACGGUCAUGGAAGAGACGGAAUUAGUACAAGUGGGUGGGGAAAUGGACAUAGACACCGAGAUGAUGCACUAGAAUCAACAUCAUGUAAUUAGAAAG
Tricharina praecox is the source of this 961-nucleotide messenger RNA. RefSeq names its product ChaC-like protein. Gene Ontology annotation, molecular function: gamma-glutamylcyclotransferase activity; glutathione specific gamma-glutamylcyclotransferase activity. Gene Ontology annotation, cellular component: cytoplasm. NCBI's taxonomy places the organism in Eukaryota, Fungi, Ascomycota, Pezizomycetes, Pezizales, Pyronemataceae. The transcript has 8 exons. Bases 203 to 937 code for a protein of 244 amino acids. Gene Ontology annotation, biological process: glutathione catabolic process. The record is from RefSeq and is a predicted model, not a curated record.